AUGAAUUCAAAAUAUUCUAUUCCUUCAAAAUUAUCAAUUCCUUUAAAAUAUUUACCUUCAAAAUUAACAUUUCCAACAAAAUUAAAAUUAAAUAAUAUAAUAAUAAUUGGAUUAUUAUCAUUUACAUUUAUAAAUAUAUUAUUUGUAAUUAAUUCAUCUUCAAAUUCAAAUUCAAAUUCAAGUUCUUCUUUAUCAUCAUCAUCAUCAUCAUCAUCAUCAUCAUUAUCAUCAAUUUCAACAAAACAAAUUUUAAAUAAAUUAUCAUCAUCUUUUAAUAUUUUUAAAUUUUCAACUAAUACAAAUGAUGAAUAUUCAUUAAUUGGUUAUCAUCAUGAUGAUGAUUCAAAUUUUGUUAUAAUUGAAAAAAAUCAUAUAAAUGAAUUUAAUAUAAAUUCAGAAUUAAAUUUUAAUAAUCAUUAUUAUAAUUUUUUAAAUUCUGAUUUAAAUUUUAAAAAAAAUUAUGAUUUACAUUUAAUUGAAGGUUAUAAUUAUCAAAAUUAUUUAAAUAAUUUAAAAUUAAAUAUAAAUUUACAUUUAAAUAAUUCAUUAAUUUUACAAUAUGAAAAUGAAUUAAAUUUUAAUCAAGCUUUUAAAGAUUUUUUUUUAAAUUUAAUUGAAAUUAUUGAAAAUUGUAAACCAAUGAUGAGUUCAAUUAAUAAUAAAGAACAUUAUUCAAAUGAAAAAAUUAUUGAAAAAAAUUUUCAAAUUUUAAUGAAAAUAAAUGAUGAAGAAAUGAAUAAAAUUAAUAAAGAAGAUUUUAUUCAUAGAGAUGGUAAAUUACCUUUUUAUUUAGGUCAUUUAAGAGAAAAUUAUAUUAAUGAACCAAUAAGAAAUAAAGAUUAUUUAUCAUCUUUUUUACAAUUAAAUUCUUUUGAAAUGGAUUCUCUCAAAAAAUCUCAUGAAAAAUUUAUAAAUUUAAUGUUAAAAGAAUGGCCAAAAGAUUUAAUAAAAUUAAAUAAAUUUAAUAAUUUUUUAAAAGGUGAUGGAAUUGUUUAUUUAGGUGGUGAUAAAUAUGAUCAAUUAGUUUUAUUAUCUAUAAAACUUUUAAGAUCAAAUGGUUCAAAAUUACCUGUUGAAGUUAUAAUACCAAAAAGAGAAGAUUAUAAUGUUCAAUUUUGUGAUCAAUUAUUACCAUCAUUAAAUGGUAAAUGUAAAGUUAUGAGUGAUUAUUUACCAAAAAAAUAUUUUGAAUCCAUAACAAAUAAAGAUGAUAGAUCUGGUGGUUAUCAAUUAAAAAAUAUUGCAAUUUUUAUUUCAUCAUUUGAAAAUAUUUUAUAUAUUGAUGCUGAUAAUUUACCUUUAAAAAAUCCUGAUAUAUUAUUUGCAAAUCAACCUUUUAUAAAUAAUCAUUUAGUUUUAUGGCCAGAUUUAUGGAGAAGAUCAACAUCACCAAAAUUUUAUGAAAUUGCAAAUAUUAAAGUUGAUCCACAUCAAAAAAUUAGAAAUUCUUAUAUAAAGGGAGAUAAAAAAGGUGAAAAUCAAAAUAAAGAAUUUAAUUCAUUUCAUGAUUGUAAAGGUACAUUACCUGAAACAAGUUCAGAAACUGGUCAAUUAAUGAUUAAUAAAAAAAUUCAUUUUAAAACUUUGGUAUUAUCAUUAUAUUAUAAUUAUUAUGGACCUGAUUUUUAUUAUCCUUUAUUAAGUCAAGGAGCAGCAGGAGAAGGUGAUAAAGAAACUAUUAUAGUUGCAGCACAUAAAUUAAAUUUACCUUAUUAUCAAGUUCAAGAAUUUAAUAGAGAAUUUGGUCCAAUCUUGGAUAAAACAAAUAAACAUGAAUUUUUUGGUAUGGGACAAUAUGAUCCAAUUAUUGAUUAUAUACAAUAUACAUCAUCAAAAGCAGUAGAAGAUGAAGAAAAAGAAUUAGAAAAAUUGAACAGCAAUAACAAUGAUAAAACCAAAAAUAAAAAGAAAACAAUAAAGAAGAAAAAAACCAAUAAAGAUUUAAUAAAUUAUAAAUCAACUCCACCAACGACAUUUGCUAAAAAUUUUGAAGAUAAAUCAAUAUCAAAUUAUAAUUAUCAUUUAUUUCAAUCAUCUUCAUUAUUUUUUUUACAUGCAAAUUGGCCAAAAUAUUAUAUUGAACAAUUAUUUACAUGGGAUGAAAGAGGUCCAAUAGAUAAAAAAGGUCAUAGAAGAAGAUUAUAUGGUAAUGAUUUAAAAUUAGAAGUUAAUAAUAAAAUAGAUUUUGAAUUAGAAAUUAUUAAUCAUUUAUAUGAUAUUUGGUGUAAACCUCCUUGGAUUGAUUUAAAACAUGUUCCUGAAUCAGGUUCUGCAAAAAGAGAUGAAGUUUGUAAAAAAAUUGAAUUACAACAAGGAUUUUUAAAAACUACUUAG
Lodderomyces jiufengensis is the source of this 2334-nucleotide messenger RNA. RefSeq names its product Mnn24p (gene MNN24). Lineage: Eukaryota; Fungi; Ascomycota; Pichiomycetes; Serinales; Debaryomycetaceae. The transcript has a single exon. The record is from RefSeq and is a predicted model, not a curated record. Bases 1 to 2334 code for a protein of 777 amino acids. Gene Ontology annotation, molecular function: alpha-1,2-mannosyltransferase activity. Gene Ontology annotation, cellular component: Golgi apparatus. Gene Ontology annotation, biological process: mannan biosynthetic process.